This is a messenger RNA of Myotis daubentonii (Daubenton's bat), 2494 nucleotides long. It is a transcript of the gene ASB3, whose product is annotated as ankyrin repeat and SOCS box containing 3. Gene Ontology annotation, molecular function: protein binding. Gene Ontology annotation, cellular component: cytoplasm. Lineage: Eukaryota; Metazoa; Chordata; Mammalia; Chiroptera; Vespertilionidae. Gene Ontology annotation, biological process: intracellular signal transduction. The record is from RefSeq and is a predicted model, not a curated record.
UGCUGGUUUCCCACAACCGCAGUUUCGCGGGGGAAUCGAACGCAGCGGCCUCCCGGGGAGGGGAGGCCUGAAGACCGGGCCUCGGACCAGUCUUUUCGGCGGAGAAGUGACGGCACAGAGAACCGCACCUCGGCGGCGGCUGUGGAGGCAGAACGGGUUUGGAUUGCGGCUUGCCGGACGCGUUACCGGCUGCGCUGGGCGCAGGCGCUGAUAGCCGCAAUCCCUGGGUAAGCCAGAAGCGUGGACCUUCUGUAUGCUAAACAAGAUUCUCCUCCAGCCUCUGGUAUUUACCUUGACCUUCCUCUGGUGCGCGUGUGCAGAGGACUACAAUACCCACAAUCCUUUCUGGGAUAUGUGCCUCUGAGACUGGUCAAAAGAAUGGAUUUUUCAGAGGCUUACUCUGACACAUGCUCUACGGUUGGACUUGCUGCCAGGGAAGGCAAUGUUCAAGUCUUAAGAAAACUGCUCAAAAAGGGACGGAGCGUUGAUGUUGCUGAUAAUAGGGGAUGGAUGCCAAUUCAUGAAGCAGCUUAUCACAACUCUAUAGAAUGUUUACGGAUGUUAAUUAACGCAGAUUCAUCCGAAGACUACAUUAGGAGAAAGACUUUUGAGGGCUUCUCAGCAUUACAUUUUGCUGCACGUCGAGGACAUUGGAAGAUCGUACAGAUUCUUUUAGAAGCUGGGGCAGAUCCUAAUGCAACUACGUUAGAGGAAACCACGCCACUGUUUUUAGAGUACUGCCACCUUCAUAGCAGAAAGUUUUGUGCUGUUGAAAAUGGACGGAUGGAUGUGUUAAGGCUGUUGCUUCGAUACGGAGCAAAUGUUAAUGGAUCCCAUUCUAUGUGUGGAUGGAAUGCCCUGCACCAGGCUACUUUUCAGGAAAAUACUGAGAUCAUAAAAUUGCUUCUUAAAAGAGGAGCAAGUAAGGAAUGCCAGGAUGACUUUGGAAUCACGCCUUUAUUUGUGGCCGCUCAGUAUGGCAAGCUAGGAAGUUUGAGCAUACUUAUUUCAUCAGGUGCAAAUGUCAAUUGUCAAGCCUUGGAUAAAGCUACUCCCUUAUUCAUUGCUGCUCAAGAGGGCCACACAGAAUGUGUGGAGCUUUUGCUGUCCAGUGGGGCAGAUCCUAACCUCUACUGUAACGAAGACAGUUGGCAGUUACCUAUUCAUGCAGCUGCACAAAUGGGCCAUACAGAAAUCUUGGACUUGCUCAUACCACUUACUAACCGGGUCUGUGACACUGGUCCAGACAAAGUGAGCCCUGUUUACUCGGCAGUGUUUGGAGGGCAUGAAGACUGCCUAGAAAUGCUACUCCAGCAUGGCUAUAGCCCUGAUGCCCAGAUGUGCCUCGUCUUUGGAUUUAGUUCUCCACUCUGUAUGGCUUUCCAAAAGGACUGUGAAUUUUUUGGAAUUGUGAAUAUUCUUUUGAAAUAUGGAGUCCAGCUAAAUGAACUUCAUUUGGCAUACUGCCUGAAGUAUGAGAAAUUUUCAGUAUUUCGUUACUUUUUGAAGAAAGGUUGCCCAUUGGCACCAUGGAACCAUAUGUCUGAAUUUAUAAAUCAUGCAGUUAAAGCACAGACGAAAUAUAAGGAAUGGUUGCCAUUUCUCCUGCUUGCUGGAUUUGACCCACUGAAUCUUCUAUGCAGUUCUUGGACUGACUCAGUCAGCGAUGACACCCUUAUCUUUACUUUGGAGUUUACUAAUUGGAGGAGACUUCCUCCAGCUGUUGAAAAGAAGCUCUCUGCUCGUGUCUCAAACUCCUCGUGGGCUCUACAGCAACAUAUUGGUGCUGUUCCAUCCCUGACCCACCUUUGUCGUUUGGAAAUUCGGUCCAGUCUAAAACCAGAACACCUACGAUCUGAUUAUUUUAUUUGUCAGUUGCCACUUCCCAGAAGCCUACAUAAUUACCUGCUCUAUGCAGAGGUCCUGAGGAUGAACGAAGUUCCCGAACUGACAGUUAUUCAAGAUGGAGAAAUCAGCGAAGCUACUUAACACUUAAUCUGUCUUACUCUGAAAACCACCAAGACUUAAGAGGCAUGGAGUACAACGUCUUCAUGAUUUUAGAGGCACAAAAGAUGAUUUUUGUUUGAGUGUUUGGUUAGGUUUUUUAUGGGUGGUAUUAGUUCAAUGCAACGAGGGCCUUCCUAGUAAAAAAUAUUGUAAACCCGACUUACAGUACUUUAUUACAGUUUCAUCACCAGUAAAUUUAAUUUGUGAUAUUCAUUUAUCUAACCAGAUGGUGCCUCUAGUGCUAAACAUGGCAUAUUUCCACCUAUGAUUCUGUGUUUAUGUAGGGCUAUCAGCUUAGAAUGGAAAGAAUUAAAACUUCAUUGGAAGCGUACACACAGUGGUGGAAUUUAUUGUUAUUAUUUUAUUUGCGGUUGAACAUCUCAUAUUCAUAAAAGAAUUACCUUAUAUUUCAUUCUUAUCUCUUCAGUCACUUUUGUGAAGAAUUGUUAUUGGUUUCUCACAGGUAAACUCAGGAAAGGAAAGAAAA